Molecule: messenger RNA, 792 nt
Organism: Drosophila willistoni
Lineage: Eukaryota; Metazoa; Arthropoda; Insecta; Diptera; Drosophilidae
Product: sorbitol dehydrogenase
Exons: 2
Coding region: 1-792 (263 amino acids)
Biological process (GO): D-sorbitol catabolic process
Molecular function (GO): L-iditol 2-dehydrogenase (NAD+) activity
Source: RefSeq, a predicted model, not a curated record
AUGGUAGAUGUUCUAAUACGCACUGGUUCGGUGGCAAUUACCGGGUCGGAUAUCCAUGUAUAUGAGAACGGCAAUCGGGAUGUAGAGGGUAUGACCUUAGGACAUGAUGCAACUGGUUUUAUCGAAGAAGUUGGUCAAUGCGUCCACCACUUGCAUGUGGGAGACCGUGUGGUUGUAGAGUCGGCUCUGUCGUGUGGCAUAUGUGAUUUAUGCAAACGGGGUUUGUACAAUAUGUGUGGCGGUUUGGUUUACAAUGGAUUUCUGGCCACCCAUCAAGUACAUCCCGCCGAUCUUUGUCAUCGAUUACCCGACAGCAUUAGCAUGGAGGAGGGAACAUUAACACAGACUCUAGCAUUGGGUUGCCAAGCCUGCUUUAAGGGUAAUAUUACGCCAACCAGUAGUGUCCUCAUUAUUGGAUCUUGUCCAACGGCAGUGGCUGCCGCCAUGUGCUCAACAGCAAUUGGUUGUAAACAGGUGGUCAUAGCUAGCACCAUGAACUCCACUCUCGAGAUGGUGCAAAAAGAUUUUAAAUUCGAGACGGUUUUUUUCGAUUCAAAUGCUCUGUUCGGCGAGGUACUAGAGGCCAUCUAUAGAAAGUUCCGAGAGUGGCCAAAUUGUGUGAUUAACUGUGCCAUCUCUGCGAUGACCAUGAAUCUUGCCGUUAUGGCAUUGCAACCGUGCGGAGUUUGUGUGCUAUCCGAAUGCGAGUCGGAGUGUGCUAGCUUUAAUGCCUUGGAUAUUCUUAUGAAGAACAUACGUCUCAUACCUAGCUUCCGUUCCACGAAUAUGUGA